Plasmopara halstedii is the source of this 1641-nucleotide messenger RNA. RefSeq names its product NAD(P)-binding domain. The transcript is spliced from 2 exons. Bases 1 to 1641 code for a protein of 546 amino acids. Lineage: Eukaryota; Oomycota; Peronosporomycetes; Peronosporales; Peronosporaceae. The record is from RefSeq and is a predicted model, not a curated record.
AUGGCGGACGAAACGGAGGUUGAGACAGUCGUUCGAAUUCAAGCUGUGGACAUUCGUGACCUGUAUCCAGAACUUUGCGCACAGGAUGUGAGCUCGCGUACGUGUUUGCUGUGUAGCGCAAAGUUGAAGGAUAAGACGCACAAUCUCACGCGUCACCUGGAGCGACAUCACGCUGGGGCUCUAUUGCAACUACUAGAGCAGCGAAAUGAAAUUUCACCAAAAGUUCUUGUUUCCAAGAGGAAGCACGUACAGCCGAAAAAGUCAGAGGUGGUUAAGCAGUCAAUGAGAGAGGAUAAAGACACCCAGCUUAAGGUAGGGAACGCCAACCUUGCCCUUGCAAAAUGGCUUGCACAAGAGCAGCUACCCGUUGAUUUGAUCAAUAAUUCUAGCUUUCGGCAAUUUACUGAAGAGCUAAGUGGGCAUUUUAAUCUACCGACGGAGAAAGAGCUGCGUCAAUUGCUAAAAACGUUAAUGAACGGAAGGGAUACGGCCGUUGAGCAACAGACAAUAGCGAAAGGUGACGCUAUGCUACCAGUUGAUAUGCUGGCACUCAAAGCUACUUCUCGUUGCAAUGAAGACUCGCCACUUGUAUCAUGCAGUCGCAUUGUGUGUGGUAUUGUCACCAGUGGUGAAGCCAAAGUAAAAGUUUUACGAGCAACAGCAUCGCUGCUCGAUGCUCAAACUUGUCGAGGCAAAGUUUUAGGCAAGAAUGGCGUGCUUGGCAGGUUUUUUGUUGGAAUUGUUUGUCAGAUACAGCCGUCUGUGCUGAGUCAGGUAGACUCAGUGAAUGAUGCAAGCUCUAUUAAGUUAUUCGACAAAGUCAUUCCAUCACCUUAUGAUGUACUUGACAUGCAGGAGCAACGCGAAUAUGAUCAUCAAACGAGUCAAAGUGGCCACAAUCUGGACCGAAAACACAGUGGCGCUCUUGCCGAAUACAUUGUACUGCCAGUCUCAAAUCUGUUGGUAGUUCCUCCAACUGUUCCCGAUGAUCUGGCACUUCUAUCACAUGACAUGUCUAUCGUUCUUUCCAUUGCUAGCGAAUUGCACCGACAAUCAAUAAAAAACAUUGCGAUUGUAGCAGACGGACCAUCGAUAAUCGUGUCCAAUUUGCUAUUACGAUAUUUGCAUCAAGCCUCGCAGCCCGCACCGCAAAAUAUCUACGUGAUUAUCACGUCUUCAGCCAGCUCGUCUGUGUGGUCACAGUACGCUUCCAUCAUUCCUUUAAAUAUUCAUCAGCCCGACGCUGAGGCCAACCUGAUAGCUCAACAGCCUGGGGUAGUGGUGGAUGCCAUUGUGGAUCUAAUCGGUUCUGAAGCUUCGACCGUAUUUGCCACUCAAUUGGUGCAGCCUAUGGGCUGCAUUGUGCUUGUAGAGCGAUCACAGUCUGACCUGGAUCCGCAAUCGACGAUCGCCAUGGAUAUGAAUAGUUUGGUCGUAAAAGAGUUAGAGAUCGUCAAUGUGAGUGGUGGAAAGAAAUUCCUGAACGACGCACUUCAAUACUUGGCAACCCAGGUGACGAAUUCAGAAAGCGCGACAGAGUUGCGCAAGUGCUUGCUAGAUUGCGUACAGUUCCCACACGCACUUCACAAGCUCCAAACAAUUCCAGAACAAAUGCUUGAAUCGCGAUAUCUUCAGACCUGA